Messenger RNA from Anneissia japonica, 2328 nucleotides. RefSeq lists its product as uncharacterized. The record is from RefSeq and is a predicted model, not a curated record. Gene Ontology annotation, molecular function: 3'-5'-RNA exonuclease activity. The transcript has a single exon. NCBI's taxonomy places the organism in Eukaryota, Metazoa, Echinodermata, Crinoidea, Comatulida, Comatulidae. The coding region runs from base 49 to 2328 and encodes 759 amino acids.
GACACAAAAAAAUCAUACAAGCGCCUCAAUAAGGAUAGGAGAUGGAGCAUGGCAGGAAGAGAAUAUCUAGAGGAGGAAUUAGACUUAAUAAAUUAUAGUAAAAGCAGUAAUUUAGAUAAGGUCCAUGAAGAUAUGAAAGAUGAAAUGUACUUGUUAAAACAAAAAAUGCACAAGAUGAAUGAAGAGAUGGCACAGAUGAAAGAGAAGUUGAGUGUAGUGAAAGGGUUGUGUGAAGAGAAAGAAGUGAAGUGUGGUGAAAUGAAAAGUAAGCUAGAAGAGUUGAUGAUUGAAAAGAAGAAACUUGAAGAAGAAAGAAAAUAUAAAAAUGAUGAAUGUAAUAAUUUAUCUGUACUAGUAGAAGAAACAAAUAAGGAGUUGAAAGGUUUAAAAAGUAGGAAGGCCUGGAAAGCAUUGAAUAGGAAGCAGCAGAGUAUUUCAGUGAGGGAGAAGCACAUACUUAAGCAUCAUCAUCAGAAAACAAUUAAAUCUAGAAAAAAUUCAAAUGACCAGGUGACCAAGUUAGAAAGAGAGAAAGAGAUGAUGGAAAAUGAAUUGGCUGUUUUAAAGGACAGAGUAGUUGAAGGAGGUGUGAAAGAGAUGAAGGAUGGAAAAAGGUACAAGGAUUGUGUGGAAAUAAAUGUGAUGAGGUUGUGUGGUGAGCAAGGUGUGGCGACGCAGAAAGUGGGUGAGGUGAUGGCUGGGGUUGCUGAGGAUGUGUUUGGGGUAAAAUUAGAUAGUGUGCCAUGUGCGUCGACAGCCAAUAAUAUUAUAGAUAGAGGUUUUGUUUUGUGUCAGUAUCAGUUAAAGGAGGCAAUGAAGGAGUGUGAGAGUUGGGAUUUACAUGGGGAUGGGACAUCAAGGGGGGGAAAGAAAUUUUGGGGUAAACAAAUUAAUUUUGACAAUGACACAAUGUUAUCAGGGGGGUUUUCAGCUAUUGCCAGUGACGAUUCAAGUACAUUGUUGGAGUGUGUGAUGGAGUUUUUGGAUGAUUUAUCGUAUUUAGAAAAUGAGGACGAGAGGGAGAAUUUAAAGAAGGUGAUGCUGAGUAAGUUGAGAGCUACAAUGAAUAACAGAGCAAGUGUGAACAAGAAAUUUAAUACCUUAUUGAGUGAGUAUAGGAGUGAUGUUUGUGGUGAAACUGUUGAUGCUUUGAAAUAUUUGUUUUGUAAUGCACACUUUUUGUUGGGUCUAUCAAACAAAUCAGAUUCAUUAUUAAAAGAUUUUGAAAAGGGGUUAGUUCGGGCAUUGGAGGUGGGGUUGGGAAGGGAUGCAUUUGGGAAGUUUGGAAGGUUUCAGUCAGGGGGGGAGUCUGCUACAUCGAGAGUAAUAAGAACAGGGUGUGAUAUUUUAGGGCCACGGGGGGAUGAAAAGAAUGGGGUUAGGCAAGAGUGGGUGGGUUAUUGUUUUAAAAGGGGAAUAAAAUCUGUAGUUUCUUCAUUUAGAAUGAAUAGAUUUAACAAUUUUUUUGAGGGUGCUGGUACUAUUUAUUUUCAUCGGGAUGACAUUAUUGAUUUUCUAAGCAAUUUUAAGGAAAAGUUGAAUUUGAAGGUUGAGAGUGUAUUGCAUGAUUGUUUAAGUUCUGAAAUUAUGUCUUUACUUGGAGCAUUAGGAUUAAUUUAUUUUUCAGUUACCGGUCCAUUCUGGUUGCUUUUAUGUGGUACGACUCAAUAUCUUGAUUUCUUUAAGUAUGUUCAGCCUAUGUUAGAUAAAUUUAAGGUAUGGUGUGAUGAUAGUAUUUCAUUAAUAAUUUCUGCUAUUUCAAUUUUUGAUGAUUUUAAAAUGAAUGUAGAGGAUGAAGUUUGGAUGAAGUUGAGAGAGAGUGAUAGUAAUGAUGAAAUGACAGAGAAUGCUUUGAGAGUGUUGAUGAAAGGUUUUGUUGAGGUGACUGAGAGACAGUUGAAUGAUUUUGUUGAGGGAGGAGAGUUUAGUGUAGAGCCAAGUACAGAGCUGAGAGAGAAGAUGAAAAGCUGUAAGCUCACAAACCUUGUGAGUGAGUUUGAGUUUGGUGACUUAGAUUUCAGCCUAUUCAAACGCAGAAAUGCUUCUCUUUUUUUUCAUACCAAUAUACAAAUGUUGAAGAAAAACAGGACCAUUUCAAAAUGGUUAAAAUCAAAGCCACCAAAAGAACAGGUAAGUUAUUUACAACUAUGUCGUGGAAAUGUAGAAAUUAUGAAAGAGAGACAGAAGAUGCGAGAAGGAGAAGUACUGAAAAGAGUGAAAGAGAAAUUAGAGGAGACAAACAAGACUAAGCAUGAGGGAGAGAUGAAGAAGCAAGAGAGUGAUGGUGCGAUUAUAGAGCGGGUGUUAAGGAUGAAAUUAGAUAUUUAA